Caenorhabditis bovis is the source of this 4332-nucleotide messenger RNA. The record is from the annotation of a GenBank genome assembly. NCBI's taxonomy places the organism in Eukaryota, Metazoa, Nematoda, Chromadorea, Rhabditida, Rhabditidae.
AUGAAUCAGAAUCUCUCGUACACGUACACCUCGGAUCCGAGGAACGGCGCCAACGGCCAAAAUCAACAAAUCCAGGGAUUGUCAUUCCAUCCAACGUCGUAUCAGACGUCGACCUACACCAACUCGACGACGGCGCCGUUUCACUCAUCGUCGUCGGCGGCGUUCAUUCCGAACAAUGUGACGCAGAAUCAGCCGCGUCGCAUCGGCGAGGACAAGAACCUCGUGAACAUGCUCGACGCUUAUUUCAUCGACAGCACGACACCGUCGACGUCGUCGUCGUGGAACAACCAACAACCGGUUCAGAUGCAGCAGCUCUCGCAAUCGGUCACCCAAUACAGUCAAUCAUUGGUGCCGCAGAUCAAGGAAGAGAAAUUCCAGACGCUUGAAGGCGUCACUGUCAAAAUGUCCAACUCGCCGGACAAGACGGAAAAGGAGCGGCAAAAGAAGGCGCGUCAGGCGGAAGCCGCCCGAAUGCGCUAUCAUCGACUCUCGAACGAGGAGAAGCGCGAGUUGAACUUGAAGCGUACGCUGGCGCAAAAACGCAAGCGGCAACGCGAGAAGGAAAUGGAAGAGCUCGAGUCGAUUCUACGCGAGACCAACGACAUACAGGAAGAUCCCGACAUCACCGAGCAAUUGCGUGAGAAGCGAAUGCGCGCGAAAUGGGCCGAGGCGGCUCGCGCUCGCUACGCUCGUAUGACACCGGAGGAGCGACGCGCGCAUAACACGCGACGACGAAUGCGUCAGAUGCAGAACGCGAUGUCGGCGAUUAAGAGUUCGGAGUUUCAGGCGAGUGGCGUUGCUACUGGCGACCCGCAAAAGGACGAUGAGGCGGUUAGAGCGCACAUUAAGGCGAUGAAUGCGAAGAAGGCGGAGGCCGCGCGGCAGAGAUAUCACCGCAUGUCCGAUGAGGAGAAGAGAAUCUAUAAUCAGCGUCGCACCGAGGCUUUUAGACGUCGUCGAAUGGAGGAGGAAAUGCUCUUGGCUAUGCCGAUAGGGCGAAUCAAUGGAGAAGCUUUAGAUCGCGCUCAGCAGAUAGUUGUGCGAAAUGCGAAGCGCGCCGAAGCGGCGAGACUCCGCUAUCAGCGAAUGACUCCCGAUCAGCGAAAACUGUACAACCAGAAGCGGUAUACACCGAAGCGACGACGCAAUGAGCUUGAGGAUAUGAUGAACGCCGGACAGAUGGCGGUUGGAUCGUCGGGAACAAUUGGAAUUGGCACCGGCACUGUCAACAAAAAGGAGGAUCUUGACGCCUUGUCGACAUUGGAGCGCGAUGUUAUCAAGCGCACUCAACAGGCGCAACAAAUCCUUUUGCGUCAGCAACGCGCGAAUCAAGAUGGCCAUGAGUCGACGACGUCGCCGCAACCGCAAACCUACAUCAUUCAGCCGGCUAGCAACGGCCAACCGCAGCAACAGGCACCACCAUCGCAGCAACAGCAGCAGCAACAACAACAGGCGCCUCCGCAGGCACAACAGCAGCAACCCGGACAGCAGCAGCAGCAGCAUCUCGCCACCAUUCAAAUUGGCGCCAACAAUGGAACGAAUGGGCUCGGCCAUCAGGUGGUGCAUGGUGUCCACCAAUUGCAGCCGGCGCAAGUUCAACUUCAGGUCUCGCAUCAGCAAUCAUCGGGCACGAUUCCGCAACAACUGUACACGAGUAACAUGAUGAUUUCCGGUGGACUUCAGCAAACGCAAGACAUGAACCAUAAUGAAUACGUCACUGAAGAGCAGAAGAUGACAGCUUCGGAGGCGAAUUCGACGUAUCAGACUAGUUCCUAUUAUUCGCCGUCGCCGUCGUCGUAUCAGACGGUCUCAUCGAUGUCGUUUCCUUCGAAUGGGGACGAAGUGGAACGUAAAAAUGAUUAUAUAUUGAUUGCGCAGGAUAAUGUGGCGGCUUCGACGUCUGCUGGAUUGAUGAAGGAGCAUCCCGCUGCUGUGCAGGCGGACCAGAUGAACGCGUUCAUUGAUUCGUACUUUGUCGAGCAUCCGAGCUCGUCGGCCGACGUCUCCGAUGAUAUUGGGCAUGAGGAUGAGGAGGAAGAGGAGCUUGAGGAUGAUGAGCUCGAUGAGAGUUUAAUGGACGAGCUCAAUUGUCCGAAGAAUCCCGUUGAGGAGAUCGAAGCGAUGCAGAAGCAAGCCGAAGUCGAACUCCUCAACGAUCCGUCGAUGUCGGAGAAGGUUCGCGAAGAGCGAUCGCGGCAGCGACGCGCCGCCGCCGCGCGCUCUCGCUAUCAGCGGAUGACGGAGAGCGAGCGACGGUUGUACAAUCAUCGGCGGCGGCUGAAACAACUCGGGCUGGACCCGGAAAGCGCCAAAACCGACAUGGAGCUUGUGCGGCAACACGUGAAAAUGGCGAAUGCGAAGAAAGCGGAAGCGGCGAGAAUGAGAUAUCACCGAAUGACGCCCGAACAGAAACGCGAUUACAACAUGCGACGAACCGAAGCGUUUCGCCGCCGCCGACAGGAAGAGGAAAUGUUGUUGUCGACGCCGGCGGGGCGAAUAUCCGCCGAAGCGCUCGCAAAAGCCCAACAAAUUAUGGUGCGAAACGCGCGCAAAGCCGAAUCGGCCCGUCUACGCUACCAGCGAAUGACGCCCGAAGAGCGGCGGCAGUAUAAUUUGAAGCGAGCCGCCGCGAAAAAGAAGCGAAAAGAGCAAAUGAUGCAGCAGCAACUCCAACAGCAGCAACAACAACAACAGCAACAGCAUCAGCAGCAACAGUCGGCGAAUAAUCGGCGAACUCGUCAGCAACCGCAGAUUCAAAUGAUCCAUCCGCCGUCAUCGACGUCGUCUUCGCGUCCGCCGACGACAGCGCCGUCUAGUGAUGGAUUCGAUGCCGCGCAGGAUCUCCAAGAUCAUCAAUUGAGUAUGCAGAUGGAGGAAAUUACAAUGAAUCCGAUCGAAUGUGUCAUGGUUCAAGAUCGCGCCGAGACAACCGCGAUUCUUCCCACUACGGCCUCAACGAGUGGUGUUGCGACGACAGCCGCUUCGAAGAAUGUUGAGGAUGAGGAGGCAAAAGUUCCGGUUAGUGAGUCAAAGCCGUUUAUUGUCACGGAACUCAUAAGCGAGGAUCCGAGCACAUCUGAGCAGCACAUGUUGGACGUGAUCAAUCAGGUCGCCACUCCAACGCAACUUGAGAUAUUCGCGCAGAUGGAACGCGAUGUGAUUCGGCGGACGAAACAAGCGCACAUGAUAUUGCAACGGCAGCAGAUAUCGAUGAAUGUCGACAAUAUGCUUGUCGGCGACAUUGUGGGGCACGCGAUCACGUCGAACUCGUCGAACGCGAUCGUCGGCGGAAUUCAAUACGACAUUCCGCACAGCGAGCAGGAAUUGAUUGUUGAGCAAUCGGUCUCGUCGCCGCACACUCAGAUUCUCGUCACCGAGCACGAUCUACUGAGCGGCGGCGGCUCGACGGUCGCCAAUGAUGACGACGUUGUGCAGCCGGGCGAGAAGCUGAUUGAUGAGAAGGCGCUUCAUGAGAUGCUCCGAACGGGUCUUGAUUCGAACGGGCAGCCAGUCGAAAUUCGAAUGGCUGAUGGGACGCCGAUUAGUGGCGCCGAGCAGUUGAGCUGCCUCGGAGGUGGACAGACAAUUCUGAUUACACAACAUCCACCAAUUGAAUCAAAGGUGUCGACACAUUUAAACGGCGAUUACCAUAUUGGUACAUCGCAGUCUUCUGAUAUGACGCUGAUGUCGUCGGCGGUGAAUAGCUACACGAAUCCGCAAAUUCCAAUGGACGGACACGGUCUUGAGCAGGCCGGCUAUGGAAUGGGCGGUAUCAACAGCGAGCUUCAUCAGCCGACGGCGACCGAGCAGAAGUUGGCGUUGAAUCGGGCGAAGCGCGCCGAACGCGCGCGACUCCGCUAUCAUCGAAUGUCGGCGGAGGAGCGACGCGAGCAGAACGCUCGCCGCGCCGACAUGCUCCGCAAAUCGCGGCAACGCGACGAGGAGCUCGUGCAGCUCGCUGAAACGGUGCCCGCCGAUCAGAUCGAUGAGGAGACGAAGCAGCUCAUUCGUGAAGCGCAGGCGCGACGAUUGAGACGAGCCGAGCAGGCGCGAGCCAAAUAUCAUCGAAUGGACAGCGAGCAACGGCGGCAGUACAAUGCGAUGCGCGACGCUCAGCGAAGGCAACGGAAGAGGGAGCAGGAUCGGAUCAAGCAGGAGCAGCAGCAGCAAGCUGAGCAAGAGCAAGCCUUGCAAGAUGGAACUGUGGGUAUUGGAGAGGUUCCAGAAUCCAAUUCCAUCUCGAUGUCGCCGUCGCAGCAGAAUGACGUUGGGCACGAUGAUGUGAUGUAUUCAUCGUACCAAAUUUUUGAAAAUGGUUCCUGGGAGAACUAA